Messenger RNA from Lycium barbarum (goji berry), 1228 nucleotides. Its product is annotated as V-type proton ATPase subunit E2-like. Bases 337 to 1029 code for a protein of 230 amino acids. Gene Ontology annotation, cellular component: proton-transporting two-sector ATPase complex, catalytic domain. The record is from RefSeq and is a predicted model, not a curated record. Gene Ontology annotation, biological process: proton transmembrane transport. Lineage: Eukaryota; Viridiplantae; Streptophyta; Magnoliopsida; Solanales; Solanaceae. The transcript is spliced from 6 exons. Gene Ontology annotation, molecular function: proton-transporting ATPase activity, rotational mechanism.
AAAUACAUGAGAAUGGACUCUUUCAAUCGAACCAACGUAUGAACAAGCCGUAAAGGUUGUUGGGGUGCGUAAAACCCGAAAAAGGGAUUUGUUCAACGUCUAAAAUUGCCUCAUUAUAUCCACAAGAGAUGGAUCUACACAUAUAAGCAGUGAAUGUAUUUUACUAUCUUUAAAUUCUAGAUCGUUUCUAAAGGUUUGGAAUUCCCCUGUGUCUUGUAGGAAUAAAUUAUUCAUCUAUAUGUAAAUCACCAUCCACCGUUAUUUGCAUUGAAGUUGUUCCAAUAUUUAUUGCAUUAGUAUUGAGAAAUCAAAGAGAAAAAGGAAAGAAAUUUGAAAAUGAAUGACACAGAUGUAUCAAAGCAAAUACAGCAAAUGGUCAGAUUCAUUCGGCAGGAAGCCGAAGAGAAGGCCAAUGAAAUCUCUGUCUCCGCUGAGGAGGAAUUCCAAAUUGAGAAAUUACAAUUAGUUGAAGCUGCGAAGAAAAAGGUCAGACAAGAGUAUGAACGGAAAACCAAGCAGGUGGAAGUCCGUAAGAAAAUUGAGUACUCUAUGCAACUAAAUGCGUCCCGCAUCAAAGUUCUCCAAGCACAGGAUGAUGUGGUCAACGGAAUGAAGGAGUCUGCUAGAAAGACACUUCUAAAGAUUUCUGGUGAAAAGAAUAAUUACAAAAAGCUUCUCAAAGGAUUAAUUGUUCAGAGUCUGCUGCGACUGAAGGAACCAUCGGUGUUGUUGAGGUGUAGGGAGAUGGAUGUUUCAGUAGUUAAAUCAGUUGUAGAGGAUGCAAAAAAAGAGUACAUUGAGAAAGCCAAAGUGCGUAGCCCUAACAUCACCAUUGACAAUAAUGUGUAUCUACCUCCUCCUCCAAGUGAUGCACAUCCUCAUCGUUCCUCUUGCUCUGGAGGAGUAAUUCUAGCUUCUGAAGAUGGGAAGAUUGUAUGUGAGAACACUCUUGAUGCUCGACUGGAUGUUAUUUUCAAGCAGAAACUCCCCGAGAUACGUAAACAACUUUUCAGUAAGAUGAGUGCAUGAGGAUUCUGGAUUUCUCACGAUAUUUCAAUUACUUACUAGCAUAGACAUCUACCGUGGAUGAAUUUAAUUCACUCACGUCCCCAACUUUAUUGAACAGUUGUUUACAUCCCUUCACGGAGAUGUGUUAGUUCAGUAUGUUGUUUUCAAGUAAAUUUUUCUAAGAUCUCAACAUCAUUGAAUAAAUAAUUUUUACUUUAAA